This is a messenger RNA of Saccharomyces cerevisiae S288C, 408 nucleotides long. It is a transcript of the gene FPR2, whose product is annotated as peptidylprolyl isomerase family protein FPR2. The record is from RefSeq and is marked reviewed. The coding region runs from base 1 to 408 and encodes 135 amino acids. Gene Ontology annotation, cellular component: endoplasmic reticulum membrane. The transcript has a single exon. NCBI's taxonomy places the organism in Eukaryota, Fungi, Ascomycota, Saccharomycetes, Saccharomycetales, Saccharomycetaceae. Gene Ontology annotation, molecular function: peptidyl-prolyl cis-trans isomerase activity.
AUGAUGUUUAAUAUUUACCUUUUCGUCACUUUUUUUUCCACCAUUCUUGCAGGUUCCCUGUCAGAUUUGGAAAUCGGUAUUAUCAAGAGAAUACCGGUAGAAGAUUGCUUAAUUAAGGCAAUGCCAGGUGAUAAAGUUAAGGUUCAUUAUACAGGAUCUUUAUUAGAAUCGGGAACUGUAUUUGACUCAAGUUAUUCAAGAGGCUCUCCUAUCGCUUUUGAACUUGGCGUUGGCAGAGUAAUUAAAGGUUGGGAUCAAGGUGUUGCCGGCAUGUGCGUUGGCGAAAAAAGAAAGCUGCAAAUUCCAAGUUCUUUGGCCUACGGAGAAAGAGGUGUCCCAGGCGUCAUUCCUCCAAGUGCUGAUUUGGUGUUUGAUGUCGAAUUGGUAGACGUGAAAUCAGCCGCCUAG